This is a messenger RNA of Haliotis rufescens (red abalone), 2422 nucleotides long. RefSeq names its product charged multivesicular body protein 6-B-like. Lineage: Eukaryota; Metazoa; Mollusca; Gastropoda; Lepetellida; Haliotidae. The coding region runs from base 96 to 716 and encodes 206 amino acids. The transcript has 8 exons. Gene Ontology annotation, cellular component: multivesicular body; ESCRT III complex. Gene Ontology annotation, biological process: vesicle budding from membrane; late endosome to vacuole transport via multivesicular body sorting pathway. The record is from RefSeq and is a predicted model, not a curated record.
GAUUACACUUCCGGUUCCGGGUUAUUUCCUGAAAGAGAGGAAAAUGGCAACAUUUUAGUUAUUACUGCUAACCAGCUUCACAUUAUAUUUUAGCAAUGGGUAAUUUAUUCGGCAAAUCGAAACCAAAGCCAUCACGAGUAACAGAACAAGACAGAGCUGUUCUUCAACUGAAACAACAGCGAGACAAACUGAGACAAUACCAGAAGAAGAUUAAUGCAAACUUAGAGAGGGAGAGGAACGUAGCCAGACAACUACUGAGAGAUGGAAAGAAAGACAAAGCAUUACUACUCUUGAGGAAAAAGAAAUUCCAGGAAGGGCUCCUAGUAAAGACGGAUGGUCAGCUAGAUAACAUAGAGAGAAUGGUUCAUGAUCUGGAGUUUGCUCAGAUUGAAACUGAAGUUGUAAAAGGACUCAAAGUUGGUAAUGAAUCACUGAAGAAGAUGCACGAGCUGCUGUCGCUGGAGGAUGUGGAGAAGAUCAUGGAAGAGACCAGGGAGGGAGUGGAGUAUCAGCAGGAAAUUGAUGACCUGCUGGCAGGAGGACUCACAGACCAGGAUGAACAGGACGUGCUGACUGAACUCAGUCAGAUAGUACAGGAAUCAACGCCAGAACAAGAUCUGGAACUACCGGAAGUGCCUGAUGAAGAUGUCGGAGAGAGAGAAAGAAGGAAGGAACAGAAGAAACAAAGGGAACCAGAAGCUCUGGCAGCAUCCUGAUCCAUCCAGUCUGCACUGGCCCAAUCAGGUUCAAACUGGUUCUGUCCAGCUUCAAGUGGAUGUGUGCAGUGCAUGAACUGAAUAAGACUGAUGCUCAAACUAUGUCUGCUGUCCUGGAUCAACUCGAAUGAUGGAUGAUAAUCAUGAUAAUGAAAUGCAGAUGCUUUUGAUUAAUUAAAAAACUCUGUGUAAAAUCUUUCUGGAUAAUGCAUGAUUGCAAAUGACUUUAAGUAUUCAGACAUAUAUACAAUUAUCUGCAUCACUGGUUGCCAGACUGAUGAUGGUCCUAGUGUCUGUGUUCUACAGCAUUUCGUCAGGGUAUUUCAGGGUAUUUCACAUUUCAGACUAUCUGUUUCACCUGGCAAAUACUUUUGUGUAUUUUAUGAACUUAUUUCUUUUACCUUCUUUCACUGAAUGUUUCACAUAUGGCAGGAGAAACAAAACAAGAAAUAUAAGUCCCAAAGUUUUAGAAUGUGGGAAAACUUUUAAGUCUUUCAAAGUGUUCAUAUUAUUUGGAAAUUGGACUUCUCCGAAUUUGAAAUACAAUUGAAGAUUUCUUCCUUGUAACUAUGCUCAAUUAAUGGUAAGACUAAACUGUGACAGAAAUGCUGAUUUAGGUUUUCAGUUCGUGUUUCUAUUAUUAAGUGUGAACCAAUCCAUGACACAUGCUGACUUACGUAUUACGGUUAUAACGAACACGCUUAUAACAAACUUACGGAUAUAACGAACUUACUGAUUUGGUCCCUACUAUUUGCUGUAGUUCUGCUGUAUAUGCUUAUAACGAACUGCGGUUAUAACGAACUAAAAUUAGUAGUCCCUUUGAGUUCGUUAAAACUGUACUUUACUGUACUUAACAAGAGAAGUGCACACACUUUAAAAUUAUUCCAGUGUGUUCCACAUUGUUUCUACCCAGUAAUUGGGUAUAAGAUUAUUAUUUUUCACACCAUACCUGGGCUCAAUGGUUUCUAUAAAGUGGUAAAUAUCUAGGUCAGUGACAUUACAGAAAAACUGUUCAAUGUUGCUUUAAACUAUCCUCACUCACUCUGACUGCAGCUGUCUCCUAGCAACUAACAGUAUCCAGGUAAGGGGUCGGCUAACAGGAUCGGGUGGUCAGGCUCGCUGACUUGGAUUUGCAUGUUAUCAAUCCCAAAUGCUUGGAUUGAUGCUCAUGAUGUCAAUCACUGUCUGGUCCAGACUCAAUCAUUUGCAGACCGCCGUCAUAUAGAUGGAAUAUUGCUGAGUAGGGCGUUGAACAACGAACAAACAAACAAAAGGUAAGGGGUCAACAUGAACACAUUCCUGGUAGUUUAAAUCAGGUUGUUCAUGUACAUUUCCUGAUGAAUAGGUUUCCGUGUGGUUUGGUUAGUUUGUGUAUUGAAUUGUUAGGUUGAAAAAAUGCUAUCGUGGACAGAAUCAUAUUAUUAUCCUUCAAGCCUAUUGUCUGACACACCAUGCAUGUCAUAUUUGCAUAUUACAUGUAUUCAUAAUGUUCUUGGAAUUAUAGCGAUUGGUGAAUUUGUUCGGAUGUUAUUGUCAUGAUAACACGUAUGGUAUGUAUGGUACAUGCAUUGAUUAAUGAUGGGGGCAUGGGUGGCCCAGUCAUCUAAGACACCACAAUUCGCUGUGCAGAGUUGCGUCCCUUGGGUAUGCCAGAAACCUAUGAUUGUGGGUUCGAAUCCCGGUUGUCCCGAUUAUGUUUCUAGGUU